Molecule: messenger RNA, 2721 nt
Organism: Silurus meridionalis
Lineage: Eukaryota; Metazoa; Chordata; Actinopteri; Siluriformes; Siluridae
Gene: akap17a
Product: A kinase (PRKA) anchor protein 17A
Exons: 5
Coding region: 159-1964 (601 amino acids)
Molecular function (GO): RNA binding
Source: RefSeq, a predicted model, not a curated record
CGGUUUACUGUGUCGUACCCGGAAGUGAGCAGCUGUGUGCAGGUUGUGUGUGUGUGUGUGCGCGUGCGCUGCUGCAGGGGAAUUUGCGAUGUAAACAGAAGUCCAUCAAACUCGAUAUUUCUGCGGUUUAUCCGGAAGGUUGGUGUAAAUUGUGGAAGAUGACGACGAUUGUCCACGAUGCCUCGGAAUGCGUGCUCCUGUGUCGGGAAUGCAACCUGUACCUGAAACCUAUCGCCAAGAUGAGCAUCAGUGUGUCGCUUCCACAGCUCAAGAUGCCCGGGAAGUCCAUCUCCAACUGGGAGGUGAUGGAGCGCCUGAAGAGCAUGGUUCACCCGGAGCAGUUCGCCUCGCUCCGGAUCUCCAAAAGCACCAUGGAUUACAUCCGCUUCGAGGGAGAGGCGGAGAACAAGAGCGCCGUCAAGCGCUUUCUGUCCAACCUGGAUGGGAAGAGCAUCAAACUCAGCGGCUUCACCGACGUCCUGAAGGUGCGCGCUGCCGCAACCAAGAUGGAAUUCCCGACCCGGCACGACUGGGACUCGUUUUUCCGGGACGCUAAGGACAUGAACGAGACGGUUCCAGGAGAGAGACCAGACACUAUCCAUCUCGAAGGACUUCCCUGCAAAUGGUUCGCCCAGAAAGACACGUCAUCAGACAAACCUUCAGAAGAAGCCCUGAAGUGCGUGUUCGAAAAAUUCGGGAAGAUCCGUAACGUUGAUAUUCCCAUGCUCGAUCCGUACAGGGAGGAAAUGACGGGAAAGAAUUUCAACACCUUCUCAUUCGGCGGCCAUUUAAACUUCGAAGGUUACGUGCAGUACGAUGAUCACACAGGGUUUGUGAAGGCCAUGAGCUCGCUGAGGGGGAUGAAGCUCCUGUACAAGGGCGAGGACGGGAAAGCCAUGGCCUGCCCCAUUAAGGUGAGCUUCGACACCACCAAACACCUGAGCGACUUGUCUCUGAAAAAGAGACACCAGGAGCGCAUGAAGCUUCAGGAGCUGGAGAAGCAGAGGGAGGAGCAGAAACGACGUGAGAAGGAGGAGGAGGAGAGACGCAAGGAGGAAGAACGAAAGCAGCGUGAGCUGGAGGAGGAAGAGAAGGAAAAGAGGCGAGAGGAGAAGCUGCGUAAACGAGAGCAGAAGCUAAAGGAGCGAGAGGAGAAGAAGAACCAGAAGAAAGUGAAGAAGCAGCAGGAGGAGGAGCAAAAGAAACUCCACCAGAAGAUCGCCAUGGAGGAGAGGAAGCUGCUUCUGGCGCAGAGGAACCUUCAGUCCAUCCGGCUCAUCGCCGAGCUGCUGAGCAGGGCCAAGGCCCUGAAGCAGGAGCAGCUGGAGCGAGAGAAGGCCGACCUCACGCGGCUAGAGGAAGAGGCAGAGGUUCGGCGCCUGCAGGAGGCGGAGCUUCGGUGUAAACAGGAGGAGGAGCUGCGGAGGGUGGAGGGUGAGAAGGCUCGAGCUCUGGAGCUCCAGAAGAAAGAACGUGAGCUGAGAGACAGAUUGCUGGGGAACCUUCUGAAAAAAAGCACAAACCAGGGGGUGGAGUCUAAUGGUGAGAUUAAGAAGUGGGAGGGGCCUAGUGUUGAGCCUACCAAGGUGGAGGGGCGCAAUGAAAUUACCCCCGCUGCCACUGGGGGUCACCAUGAGGGCAAAUCAGGAAAAGAGGAGAAGCAAAAAACCCAGAGAGAACGGAAUCGCAGCUGUGGGAGGAGUCGGAGCCAGAGUAGGAGUGGCCAGGGGCGGAGCAGUAACCAACGUCACCCAUACGGACACAGACGAAGUCGGAGCAGGAGGGCGGUUCAGGGGCGGAGUUUGAGCAGGAGUCAGAGGCGACGUAGCCAGGGUAUUCUGGGCAAUGGGAAAAGUGGGAGGAGCCAUCGGUACAGCCAUGGGCGGAGCAGCAGCAGCAGCAGUGGGCGGAGCGUGAGUCGCUCUUCCAGCCGAGGGCGGAGUCGGCGAUCCAAACGUCACUGAAAACAUCUGGAUGUGUGGAUAUGUAAGAAACAUGCUAAUUAGCGAUUUAUUAAGACGGUGAAGGUUACCCAGGAGUCACGUGACACAGGGACGACUCUACAGUCGACGCUUUUUCUGUUGUUGUUUUCAUUUGAGUUAGCAUGAAUGUGCUUUAGUGUUACUAGCGUGUCUAACAAUUUUCAUACCUUCAUAGAUGAAUGCUAAACGUCUGAUUAGCAUUAGCGUAUUCCUCCUGACUGAUUAGCGCAAUCCGGUCAUUACAGCGUGUUUAUAACUGCCAUGUUUUACUGCAAUUACAUGGGAUUUAUUUUCACCAGGUUUCAUGUUUAUCUAACGAGUCACACGUCACACUACACGUGAUCAUCACACCAAUCCCUCUCAUAGCGGGGAGUGUUUCAGCUGUUCUUCAGGGCCAGUUUUAUUUACAGAACAUCAGCACUGAUUGAAAUCUUCACACACACGUUCUUCCUCCUACUGGAGUGUCUGAUUUCUCACACCACAAAACCAAAGCUGUGUUCUGUAUUUGUGUUCUUCUGUAAAUAAACAUCUGUAGUGCUGCGUGAACGUCGGAGAUCUCACGCGCUCCAAACUCAUAAAAACCUCUACGUUUCGCUUGCGUGUGCGUGUGUGUGUGUGUGUGUGUGUGUGUGUGUGUGUGUGUGUGUGUGUGUGUGUGUGUGUGUGUGUGUGUGUGUGUGUGUGUGUGAGAGACUCCUUCCUAAACAUGUUGUAGAUAAUAAACAUCUUCUUGAACCCA